Molecule: messenger RNA, 611 nt
Organism: Hydra vulgaris (swiftwater hydra)
Lineage: Eukaryota; Metazoa; Cnidaria; Hydrozoa; Anthoathecata; Hydridae
Product: 60S ribosomal protein L12-like
Biological process (GO): translation
Cellular component (GO): ribosome; cytosolic large ribosomal subunit
Molecular function (GO): large ribosomal subunit rRNA binding; structural constituent of ribosome
Source: RefSeq, marked predicted
GCUAAAUAGUCAAAGAAGACUACAUCUGACACAAUGGGCCCUAAAUUUGAUCCCACUGCCAUUACCAUCGUAUACUUAAGAGUUAUUGGUGGUGAGGUCGGUGCAACAUCGUCUCUUGCUCCAAAAAUCGGUCCACUUGGUCUGUCACCCAAAAAAGUUGGUGAUGAUAUUGCCAAGGCAACUGGAGAGUGGAAGGGACUAAAGGUGACUGUAAAACUUGUCAUUCAAAACAGAAAUGCAACUAUAUCAGUUGUUCCUAGUGCAGCUUCCUUGAUUAUCAAGUAUUUAAAAGAACCACCACGUGAUCGCAAAAAAGUAAAACAUGUAAAACACAAUGGAGAUAUAACAUUAGAUAACAUCUUUGAUAUUGCUCGUCAAAUGAGAGAAAGGUCACUAGCACGUAAGUUUUCAGGAACUGUAAAAGAAAUACUAGGAACUGCACAAUCUGUAGGUUGUACUAUUGAUGGCAAAUCACCUCAUGGUAUCAUAGAAAGUAUUCAGUCUGGAGAGAUUGAAUGUCCAGAGGCAUAAAAGAUUCUUCAUUCUUGAUUUAUAUUAUUUGUAUAUUUAUAUUUUGAGAUCAUAUUGUUGUUGCUGCAGAAAAUUUUUUU